CGCAGACGCAUACGCGAGUGCUGCGGAAGACAGUGGAGGCUGUCAGAAGGUGAAGUGGGGAUCUGGUGCUCAUCGACUUGGAGAUCUCUUGCACUUUGCUGACUUGACGUUCACUUCUUGAGUCCAGGGGUUCUCGGCAGAGAGGGGUGUCCAUCGGCCUUCCGACAGCCGACCAUGACGACCCUCAGAGGUAGACCAGCGUGGCGGACGACUGCCGUCCAGCAGCCUGGACACUGACUGUCACAAUGCAGUGAUGGCGUGGUUGAUUGCUUGUGUGCGUGUGUGUGUGCGUGUGGUGCUUCGUUCGCUAUGGUGCCAUGUAUGUCAGGUAUGGACGAGUUAAUGGUUCGAGUGGAUCGCAUUGCCACCGAGUGCACCAAGGACGGCAAGAAGGACGCCAGCGGUGCCGGCGGGAAGCAGAAGGACGACUUUUUGGCAGCCAAGAGCGGCCUCUACCAGCUGCUCUACGAGGUUAAGGAAAACAUCCGGGAGAGGCACACGCUGCAGAGGCGGAACGGUGAGGGAGUGGGGUGGGGUGGGGGGAGGCACUUACGUAUCUACGCCCACCCUCCACCUGCCCUGCGUGGGUUGUGUUGUGUCUGUCUGGGUCAGGCAACACCUACGAGACGAUUCGGAAGGGCGCGGAGAUAUCGGAGCAGCUCAAGCAGAUCGAUGUCGACUUCAAAAAGAUCCAGGACAUCCACAAGAAGCAGCGGGGCUUUGCACGCAGACGGGUGGGUGCGGGGCGGGGCGGUCGGUGGGAGGGAGGACGCCACGCCCAGCCACACCGUGGCAGGCAAACUCAUAAAUGAGAUAUUUGUGUCUGCAGAGCCUCGGUCUGACCGACGAAGAGCUGGACAACCGGCUGUCGGACCUGAACCUGCUCAAGCAGCAGAUCGAGGAGGCCAGGACGGCCUUUCGCAACAACCGUGCCAUCAGCACUGACAAGCUGACGUCCAUGUCAGGUGCCUCCCCCCUGUCGACUCGCACCACCACCGCCGACCACGUCGUACCGCCAAGGACCAUCGGCGCACCCACUGCCAGAGAGGGAGGGGGCGAGGUGGCACUCGACAUUGCAGAGGAACGGUCAGCGAGAGGAGGAGGCGGGCGGGGAGGGAGGGAGGGAGGGUCUUUUGCAUGCUGUGAUCUCUGUGUGUGCUGUGUGUUCAUGUCAGGCGGGCGUUGGGUCUGUCAUCGCCUGGUGGUGGGGCGCGUGAGCCGACCGAGGCCGAGCGGCAGGCCAUGGACAGGUGGAAAAGGCGCGACCAAGCCAUGGUGGGUGGGAGCGGGGAAGGAAGGUGGCUGUGCGUGAGUGCAUUCCUGCAACUGUCUUGCGUGUGUGUGUUAUGUGCGGCUUUCAUCCAGGACCGUCAGCUUGACGAGAUCGGGGAGGGCGUCGAGCGCCUUGGAGACAUCGCGCAAAACAUCAACGCGGUAUGCACACCGACAGACACACAUGCACACGAUUGAUUGCAUCUCCGUGUGAGCCUUGUUUUGUUGUGCGUGUUGGCGAGCAGACGGCCGACCGCCACACGGUGAUGGCCCAGGAGAUCGCCAGGUCGGCCGACAAGGCCCACAGCAACCUCCAAACCCUGUCGCUGAAGAUGAAGAAAGUCAUGGUCAGCCCCCCUCACUCUCACUCUCACUCUCGUCUCACACACAAGCACCGUGUGUGUGCGUGUGUGUGUGUGCAGGAGACGCAACGCAACUCAACGUUCUUUUGCCGCAUUAUCUUGGUGGUGGUGCUCAUCGGGUGCGUCGGAUACAUCUACUGGGCCAUUACAAACCAAGACGGAGAUAGAUAGAUAGAUAGAUAGAUAGACAGACGGGGAGGGAGGCAGCAGGCGGCUGAAUGUCGGUCUUCAGUGAAUGCUGUUAGCUAGACCUGUGUGCGUCCGCCUGUCUGUCUGUCUGUGCCAUAGCGAUUGGUAUCCCUUUUGUGGUUUGCUGUUUGCUGUUUGUUUGUCAACCGCCCCGACUGUGGACCCACCCCACCCAUGGCCACAUACGCACAUUCAUUUAAUUAAGAUGCUGCUGCU
Vitrella brassicaformis is the source of this 2039-nucleotide messenger RNA. NCBI's taxonomy places the organism in Eukaryota, Vitrellaceae. The record is from the annotation of a GenBank genome assembly.